CAAUAUCUCGGCUAGCUCUGAAUCGGCGGUACUACUGAGUAUAUAAGGCAUGUAAGUAAGUGAGCCCGGACGGGAACACAGGAUCACCACCGGUACUAUCAUCUAUGAGCACAUACUCCACCAUGGCGCGCCUCACUCAGAUCGUCGCCGGCAUCGCGUUGGCACCCGGGGCGUUGGGCGCCGCUCUCAUUGCCUCCCACUUCGCCGGCGGCGUCUACACACUAGACUUUGCCGGCACCAACACCAGUGGCACCCUGUCCAUGGUGUCCCAGACCAGCGGGUGCGGGACCACGCCGGGAUGGAUCGAGCUCUACUCGGACUCAGGCAAGCUGUAUUGCUUCGACGAGUCCUGGACCGGACGCGGCGUCAUUUCCGAGUACAACGUGGCCAGCGACGGCCGUCUCACCUUGACGGGGCAGGCCAGGACAACGGGCAAUACGGUCCACGGCGUCUUGUACGGCGGCGCCGAUGGCAGGGGUUUCGUGGCGACGGCGGAGUAUUCACCAUCGACCAUCACCACUUACAAGAUGCCGCUCCUGAGCAGCGCCGUGCUGCAGCUGGAAAAGUUCACCAUGGCGCAGCGCGGUCCCAACCCACGUCAGGACGUCCCGCAUCCGCACGAGGUGCAUCUCGACCCGACGGGGAAGUUCAUCAUCACGCCGGACCUGGGAGCCGAUGUCGUGCGCAUCUUUAAGAUCGACGCGACCAGCGGCAAGCUCACGGCCUGCUCCGAGGGGAAGGCCGACGCCGGCGAUGGACCGCGCCACAUCGAGUUCUGGAAGUCGGCCGCCGGCGUGCAGAAGGCCUACACGGUGAACGAGCUCGGCAACUCGGUGUCGGCCUGGGACGUGACAUACCCCAGCAGCAACGGCUCGGGCUGCCUGUCGCUGAAGAAGACGCAGACGCUGUCGACGUACGCGCCGGGCAAGAAGGGCGGGCCGACCACCAAGGCGGCCGAGAUCCGCGUGGUCGGCAACUUCCUGUAUGCGACCAACCGCGCGGACCAGACCUUUGGCUCGCAGCAGGACUCCAUCGCCACCUACACCAUCAACCCGACCACCGGCGCCCUCGCCUGGCUGGAGGCUGCCAACUCGUACUCGUACUACCCGCGGACCUUCCAAUUCAACAAGAACGGCACGCUGCUGGCCGUCGGCGGCCAGACCUCGUCCAACGUGGCCAUCAUUGCCCGGGAUCCCGCGACUGGCAGGCUGGGCAAGCUGGUGGCGAAUCUCCAGGUCGGCCAGAAGGGACGCGCCGGGGAGGAGGACGGCCUGAGUGCGGUGGUGUGGGUGGAGUGAAAGGGAUAUAACAGGGACCAAUGUUGUUGUUGUUUUUGUAAUAACAGCACAAACUCACUACUAGUACUAGUCCAUUGAAGAGCAGUG
Messenger RNA from Chaetomium strumarium, 1385 nucleotides. Its product is annotated as Lactonase, 7-bladed beta-propeller-domain-containing protein. Gene Ontology annotation, molecular function: 6-phosphogluconolactonase activity; protein binding. NCBI's taxonomy places the organism in Eukaryota, Fungi, Ascomycota, Sordariomycetes, Sordariales, Chaetomiaceae. The transcript is spliced from 2 exons. The coding region runs from base 105 to 1298 and encodes 397 amino acids. The record is from RefSeq and is a predicted model, not a curated record.